This is a messenger RNA of Caretta caretta (loggerhead turtle), 812 nucleotides long. It is a transcript of the gene SELENOH, whose product is annotated as selenoprotein H. Lineage: Eukaryota; Metazoa; Chordata; Testudines; Cheloniidae. The record is from RefSeq and is a predicted model, not a curated record. Gene Ontology annotation, cellular component: Golgi apparatus.
CUCUGUUCCCCCUCUCUGUGGCUUCAAAUGGUUGGGAGCAGGGCCAUUUCUUCUGGCUGGCGGGCCCGCGUGGCUGCGCUGUGGUUCAUUGCUGUGCCCUUGCUGGGGAGGAGAGCACGAUGGCCCCCAAAGGGAGGAAGAGGAAGGCAAAGGAGCCUGAGGCAAAGGCUGUGAACUCUGAGGAUGUGAAGCCAAAUGGUGGUGCCAAUACACUGCCAAAGAGGUUAAGGGGCGAAGGAAGUCGGGGGCCUGGACCCCGGGUGGUUAUUGAGCAUUGUAAGAGCUGACAAGUCUACAGGCGCAAUGCCGACGCCGUGAGCCAGGCGCUGCGCCGCACCAUUGCCAACGUGGUGGUGGAGAUCAACCCCAAGACACCACGCAGGAACAGCUUUGAGGUGUCCCUGGUGAAAGAGGAUGGAAGAACGGUGGAGCUAUGGAGCGGCAUUAAGAAAGGGCCACCUCGCAAGCUCAAGUUCCCUGAGCCAGAGAAGGUGGCUGACAUGCUUAAGAGCAGCUUGGUCUAAAGCAGAGCUACACCGAGCUGGGUCUAGGACCCAUCCAUUCCUUGCAUGGACCGGAGCAUCCAUGAUGAGGCAUGGUGCAGUGGGGGGGAGCCGAUGGCCAAACCUCAAUCAUGUCUCUGAUGCUGCAGCUCUUCCCACGGGGAGUGGUGGGCCAGAUGCCGCCACUCUGUCCUUCGCUUCUGUUUUGCUCUUCGCUUUGCUCCCACAAGCAACCUCUGGCCUUCCUUAGCAGAUCAUCUUUCACUGUUUUGUGGUUAGACUUUUUUGUAAUAAAGCUUCUAAAAAAAC